Molecule: messenger RNA, 1877 nt
Organism: Hemicordylus capensis (graceful crag lizard)
Lineage: Eukaryota; Metazoa; Chordata; Lepidosauria; Squamata; Cordylidae
Gene: DLX1
Product: distal-less homeobox 1
Exons: 3
Coding region: 223-990 (255 amino acids)
Biological process (GO): embryo development; negative regulation of transcription by RNA polymerase II; cell differentiation
Molecular function (GO): DNA-binding transcription factor activity, RNA polymerase II-specific; RNA polymerase II cis-regulatory region sequence-specific DNA binding
Source: RefSeq, a predicted model, not a curated record
CAAAGAGACAAACUCCAUUUUCUUAUGAAUGGAAAGUGAAAAGCCCCGGGCCUCUUAAACUGGGUCCUGAGAAAGAGAGAAAGGGAGAGCCCCCAAAAGGCAGGCCGAAGGAAGAGAGAAAGAGCGAGAGGGAGAGAGGGAGAGGGAGCGCAAGAAAGAGCGAGCGAGCGAGCAAGACAGAAAGAGAGGGAGAGAGAGAGCCACCCAAGGCAGCAGCGAGCAAUGACCAUGACCACCAUGCCAGAGAGCCUUAAUAGCCCUGUCUCAGGCAAGGCCGUCUUUAUGGAGUUUGGGCCGCCCGGGCAGCAAAUGCCUCCUUCGCCCAUGUCCCACGGACACUAUUCCAUGCACUGUUUACACUCGGCCGGCCACUCGCAGCCGGACAGCUCCUACAGCACAGCUUCGUCCUUCUCCAGACCGCUGGGCUACCCCUAUGUCAACUCGGUCAGCAGCCACUCGGCCAACCCCUACAUGAGUUCAGUGCAAUCCUAUCCCAACAGCACCAGCCUGACUCAGAGCCGGUUAGAGGAGACAGGGACCGAGACGGAGAAAAGCACCGUGGUGGAGGGAGGCGAAGUGCGCUUUAACGGCAAAGGCAAGAAAAUCCGCAAGCCCCGGACUAUUUACUCCAGUUUGCAGCUGCAGGCUUUGAACCGGCGGUUCCAGCAGACCCAGUACCUGGCUUUGCCCGAGAGAGCCGAGCUCGCCGCCUCUUUGGGGCUUACCCAGACCCAGGUCAAGAUCUGGUUCCAGAACAAGCGCUCCAAAUUCAAGAAGCUGAUGAAGCAAGGCGGCGCAGCUUUGGAGACCAGCGCUCUGGCCAACGGCAGGUCCCUGUCGGCCAGCUCCCCGCCAGUGCCCCCAGUCUGGAACACCACCACAUCGUCGGGUAAGAGCUCCACCGGGACCCCGGGCACCUACAUCCCCAGCUACACAUCUUGGUAUCCUUCGGCCCACCAAGAAACUAUGCAGCAGCCGCAGCUGAUGUGAUGGGCUAGCUGUUGCGGGGGGGAGGGGUCGUUUGGUUUUUUUGGUUGGUUGGUUUGUCUUUUGAGGGGUUGGUUUGGGGGUGUUUUUUUUUUUUUUUUUUUUUGCUUCUGCUUCGAAAUUUGACUACGUGGAACCGAUCAGCCGGUCGCCCCGUCGGCCACCCGGAGCCAAACUCAAAGCAAACUCUGUGGGGCUGGGGAAAUCGCGCCCACGAACCGAGGCAGCCUCUUCCAGGGCGAAGGGGACGAGGCGUCGAAAAGGCCGGGAGAGGAAAGGGAUCGCCUUCUCGGUCGAGGGAGUCUCUGAAAGCGUCGCUGAGCGCCGGGCGAGACAAGCACAGAUGCGAGGCGGGGCUGGUUCCCACUGCAGACAGCUGACGCGGCAGCCACCGCUCACUCCCAGACCAGCCGGACAACAGCCUGUCAGCAGCACUACUUGACCCGACCCUCGGCUUGGUUGGACAAUCAGGAAAAAAAAAAAAAGAAAGAAAAGGGGGGGGAAAUCUGCUUGUACGAGGGGGGGAAACCACACACAUACAAGCUGUGUCCUCUGUCUUGUCUGUCUGUCUGUCUGUCGUGUUUGUCCUGACGAAAUGUAGGUCAUUUCCUUCAUCCCCAGCUUUUCGGGGGUUGGCUUCCGAAAAGGAACACAAUUCUAUUUUUGUUAAUGUUGAUUUUUUUUGGGGGGGGGUAUUGCUCUUUGCCAUUUCCCCCCUCCGUAUCAUUGUAGUCUACGGUGUACAGGUCCCCCCCUUUGUUUUAGGGGAAAGGGGGAUGUUUAAAUUAUUCUUAUUUAUUGACUUAAAUUACCACUAUGAGAGUGCUAAACUUUUGUUUUGUUUUGUUUUUUUAAAUAAACCUACGGGCAAAUCUGGUUUGCAGAAGUGA